Molecule: messenger RNA, 911 nt
Organism: Bufo gargarizans (Asiatic toad)
Lineage: Eukaryota; Metazoa; Chordata; Amphibia; Anura; Bufonidae
Exons: 6
Coding region: 33-908 (291 amino acids)
Biological process (GO): cytokine-mediated signaling pathway; immune response; inflammatory response
Molecular function (GO): cytokine activity
Source: RefSeq, a predicted model, not a curated record
CUGAGGAAUAACAGACCAGAGAGAAUCCAGACAUGACACCAAUGAUGAAUAAUUACUAUUUUCAACAUCAGUUUCCUGUAAAGCCAAUCUUUUACCCAACCCCUCCAUACAUGAGCAUUAGGAGGGAUGGGAUCGAAGUGGUCCGGUUUCCUGUGAGGAGCCGCAAAUUGAUGGAUAUGAUCAAAAAAUUUGAUCCAAAUGAUAUCACACAUAUUGAAGAUAGCCGUUUCCUUGAACGUUUCUCAAAUGAUGCCACCUCCAUUCAAGAUACUUCACAUAAAUAUUUUGUCAUAAGUGGUGAAAGUGUGCGGGCAAAGUCGAUGCAGCAAUCUAACACAGCACCAAAAUUCAAGAUCACUUUCCAAGAGCCAAGAGAAAACAGGUGUGUUAUCACCCUACAAGUCAAAGACAAGGACCUGUAUCUAUCAUAUAAACCUAACCCAGACAAGCAGCUCAAAGUGUUGCCAUUAGGACAGAAGAGUCUUGAUUUCGAUGAGACCAAAGAGUUUUUCUUCUACCUCAGUAAUGUCAACAGCAAAGAGUAUUCAAUCGAGUCAGCGGAGCAACCGGGCUGUUUCAUUACCACCUAUCCUGAUGAGAACGUCCAUGUCACGGUGGAGCCUGCCUCCAACACUCUCCGCAAAGAGUUAAAAUUUGAUACAAAUACGUUACGUUGUAACAGUACAUUACGUGGUAACAUUAUGCGCAGACCGAACAGAGUGAGAAAAUACAGAGAUGAUGCCUUUUACUGGUACAAUGACAGACCCUUCCAGGACAAAUUCCAGUCCAUUCUAGCCCGAGGUGACUAUAUCAUGGACACAACUUCCCUGGCGCUGGACAGAUCAUACAGAUGGCCCAGACAGGACAAUCUCUACCAGAGCUACCAACUGGGCUGGAGAUGCAUGUAAAAG